Messenger RNA from Mytilus californianus (California mussel), 1430 nucleotides. RefSeq names its product leucine-rich repeat-containing protein 4-like. The record is from RefSeq and is a predicted model, not a curated record. Bases 140 to 1177 code for a protein of 345 amino acids. Lineage: Eukaryota; Metazoa; Mollusca; Bivalvia; Mytilida; Mytilidae. The transcript is spliced from 2 exons.
UCCUGUCAUUACUUUGUGUGUCACAGGAAAUUGCUUGUUGGAUAAUUGUUGUAAUUCAUAAUCUAAAUCUAAUAAUAUGCGAUCUUUUUCAAAUGCAUCUCAUUUCCUGAUUUUUCACUGAACAAGCCAAAAUUACAGAAUGAAACUCCUCCUUUUCCUCAUCACCAUAGUUACAGUUGGAAGUCAUAAUCCGGAUGAGUGUCCAUUUAUGUGCACAUGCUCCAAAGACAAAAAAGUUAUUUGUAAAGGGCUAGAUAGAUUUCCAAUAGGUUUGCCAGACGAUAUGGUAGAUAUAGUUUUUGAUGUUUCAUCGUUCAGCAACUUCGGGAAAAAUAAUUUACAAACGUUUAAAAAUUUGAAAACGAUAAGUUUUAUUAAUUCAAAUUUUACAUAUAUACACACGUGUUCAAUAUCGGACUUGAGCAAUUUGACAAAACUAGAAUUUUCAAAUGUGAGGAUUGGUCAAAUUGUCACAAAUGGAUUUUCUCACCUUUCACAAAUAAAGGAAAUAGUAAUGAGAAAAGUGAUUGUCCAAAAACUGCAUGAAUACGCUUUCAAUGAUAUAAAACACGUGGACAAAUUUGUGAUGGACAAUUUCGAUGCUGCCAAUAUGGAGAACUUUGUAUUCCAUGAGUGGUCAAAUAUGAGACUUGUGCAGCUCAAAUCAAUCCAAGUAUUGAACAUGAAACCAAAACUCUUCCAGAAGUUUAAUGCAAUCGAUCAGUUUGAAAUUAUCAGAUGUACAUUUCCGUCUUCAAUGUGCGGGCUUAAAAACAUAUUACAAAAUCCAUCUGUAAAGAAAAUUAAGUUACAUCAAAAUGCAAUCGACUGUUCGUGUAAUACAACAUGGAUUUUUGAAGUGGGACGUAGUGCAAAAGAUUUUGAACUAGUGAAUAACACCUGCUCAUUGCACUCACCUUCACACUUAGCAAGAAAAGAAGUAUUAUCUGUUGACAAAAACCUUUACUGUAAGACAGACGAAGUUCCUACAUGUGGUGACGGAACACAUAAAACACGGAUACCAAGUUGUCAGAUGUCCUUGUUAGAUGAACCCAUCAUGCCGGGAGAAACUGUAGAAUAUCCCAAUCAAAGCCACAACACCGCCUCACAAACACACCACAUGCCUAUAUUGUGUGUUGUUAUGGUUCUUUUAGUUGCUUUAAAACUAAAAGGAUAAUUCAAUAAACAAAAUCUAACAAACAGUGUGCAAUAUUAUACUCUGACAAUAAAACUUUUGAAAGUCAGAAGAAUUGGAAUGGAGAGAGAAUAAACUUUGAAUAAAACAAAUAAUAUACAAUUGAUAUAGUACAGGAGCUUUAAUAAUCAAUCCAUACAUGUUUUAUGAUUCUGUUCAAUUAUAGUCAAUUAUCUGCUUUACAUUUACACUGUUAACCCUUCAGUAACAAUCAAUUAAAAAGUUUCCUGCUAAA